AUGGGAUGGGCAAUGAAUCAGCUAGGAGAACUGAGGAGAAAUCGCAAGACCAAGUUGAAGAAGGAUCACAAAAAACUUGGGCUGUCACGUGAACAGGUAUUGGCUAGUCAACUGCUUGGGGUUAUCGCAGCGCACUGGAAAGAGAUGGUUGACUAUUGGUUCAAUGACAAAACUGAGACAUUAAGUAUCAAAAACAAGGCGAGUCGAGGUAAGCAGGAAGACAUAGCAAGAUGUGGGGCCAAAAGUCUUGCUCAAAUUUUUGCUAAAAUGGCAAAAGAUAAAGGGGUGGCAGUCGAACGCGCGGAUGUAUUUCAAAAAGUAUACCGUACCAAAGAUGGGGUUGCUAUUAGUGACCGUGUGCAAGAUAAGAUGGAUAGGAUGGCAGUACUUUUGAAUGAACAGGACAUACGACUACACGGAGAGAUUGGUAAUGGAAUCCUCUGGUCCAACGACGAUGCGUAUGCUCGGGUGAUGGGUCGUCCAGAGCGCCCAGGUCAUGUACGUGGGGUAGGAUUUGGAAUCACCCCAUUAGGAAGAAGUGCCAGAAAUGCAUCACAGUUUACCUCGACUAGUACUCUGUCGUCAAGCAGAACUCACGAAAGGAUGUCAGAGUUGGAGACGAGUCAUGAAGAGCUUAGGGAGGCACUAGCUCAAUCUAGGGAGGAACUAGCAAUUUGUAGGGGGGAAGUAGCUCAAUCUGAGACGAGGCAUAGGGAGAAACUAGCUCAAUUUGAGGCAAGGCACCAAGCACAAAUGGCCGAAAUGAUGGCGUCGAUGAAAACCAUGUUUGAGCAACUUAGCCAGGGGAUGCGUGGUAUAGGUCCUUCUUAG
This is a messenger RNA of Quercus lobata, 831 nucleotides long. RefSeq lists its product as uncharacterized. Bases 1 to 831 code for a protein of 276 amino acids. The record is from RefSeq and is a predicted model, not a curated record. Lineage: Eukaryota; Viridiplantae; Streptophyta; Magnoliopsida; Fagales; Fagaceae. The transcript is spliced from 4 exons.